AUGAAACCGAUGACCCGCCUCUCCCGCGUCCUCCUCACCGACCUUCCCCAUGCUACAAUUGCAAAGCCCCACCAUCUAACCCUCACCCGACGUGCCAUCCAUACUACCCAACCAACCUAUAAGGACGACAGCAAACUCACGAACCCUCAGCAAUGGCGUAAAGCAAUUUGGGGUGAAGCAGGUCCUGCUGAUCCUUACAAAGAACUUACUUCAGAAGAACGUGAAAAACGGGAGAUAGAACGUAUCGAAGCACAGGAAUACGAACAGAUAAAGAAACAGGAUGCGAAGACAGAGGCUGAAAAAGAGAAGCUGAGGGCGGAAAAGGAGGCGACGUAUGCACCAGAUGUAGAUGCCAGGGAUAUGAUUGUGGCUGGAACACGGGGGGCAUUCAUGAAGAAGAAAUGGGAUCCAAAGAAUCGGAUUUGGAGAUUCCUUCUAACACGGCUCGAAAAUCCGGAGGAAGUCGCUGCUGCCGUCCGCCGUGCCGUUGUGGAAACGUACUCACUCGCAAUCGCAAAAUCGAAACCUACACAAGCAUGCGUAACCUAUAAGGGCCCGGAAUACCUCACCGAGAAAGUAAAAAUCACAAAAACCGAAGAUGGGAAGGACUACAAGUUUGACUUCAGAUCUCCAGACGUAGCAAGACGUAUCAAGGAAUAUGCGAUAUCACAAAAACAGCCAUUGAAGUCGGAUUUAGAGCUUGUAGAGGGAAUUGAAAAAGCCGAAGGAGAUGAUUGGAAAAGUAUGACGCUAGGUGGGGCUAGUUUGAAGUUUGCGGUCUUGAAACGAAGCAUGCUAUUGACCGGAAUACCUCUAACCGACCCAGUCAUGCAUGCCAUUUCCACACCAGGUCAGCUGAUAAAGCAAUUCCACCGCAUCCUCGCCCAGGGAACUUCUACAAGGCUUGCUCCAGCCCUCGCAGAGAACGAGGCUAUCUCGGAAACUCCCAACGUUGCAAUCCAUCAACACCAGAUCAAGUUCACAGAUAAGGAACGGGCCAUCGGCCGAAUGGAGACCAUCCCCAUCAUGAUGGCGGGCAGGGCUAAACAAGAAGGAGAAAUUGUUGGAAGGGGCAAAACGACAAAGACGGGUAGGAGGUUGGUAUCAAAGAGCAUGCUCAAGCUGAGAGUGAGGAAGCUUAAGGGAUGGGGUGUUAAUGGUAUUGAUAAGGCGUCGAGGAUAAGUAAAGUUGAGACGGCACCUGCCGUAGCCGAGCUACAAUAG
Molecule: messenger RNA, 1224 nt
Organism: Orbilia oligospora ATCC 24927
Lineage: Eukaryota; Fungi; Ascomycota; Orbiliomycetes; Orbiliales; Orbiliaceae
Exons: 3
Coding region: 1-1224 (407 amino acids)
Cellular component (GO): mitochondrion
Source: RefSeq, a predicted model, not a curated record